AUGGCUUCAACAAGCAGCUCGAGAGUUUGUUCUCUUGGAUGGAGCUGGGACGUUUUUUUGAGCUUUAGAGGUGAAGACACUCGCUUCACUUUUACAGAUCAUCUUCAUUCCGCUUUGGGUCAGAAGGGCAUCCGCACCUUCAGAGACGAUGAAGGACUUGGCAUAGGGGAAGAGAUCGGAUCAUCACUCUUGAAGGCUAUUGAAGAAUCGAGGAUGUAUGUUGUGACGGGAAGUUUUGGAGAAGCAUUUAAUAAAUACCAGGAGGUCCCGAAGGAUAAGGUGAUGGGAUGGAAGGCGGCGUUGAGGGAUGCAGCCAAUUUGUCUGGAUGGCAUGUCCAGGAUGGAUUGUGGGAUCCUGAUGAUGUUUAUCAUGUAUUGACAACAAAUACACGUCUUCCAAAGUUACAAGUCAUCAAUCUCAGUAACUCCCAACACCUUGUGGAAUGUCCAAACUUGUCUUCCGCACCACUUGUGGAGCGGCUAAUUCUUGAUGGUUGUACAAGUUUGCUUGAGGUGCACCCAUCACUUACAAAGCUGAAGAGGCUUACUAUCUUGAAUAUGAAAAACUGCAAAAUGCUUCACCAUUUUCCAAGCAUCACUCGAUUGGAAUCAAUUAAAGUUCUUAACUUCUCUGGCUGCUCAAAACUUGACAAGUUUCCAGAGAUCCAAGGGUAUAUGAAAUAUUUGUUGGAGCUUAAUUUGGAAGGGACUGCUAUUGUAGAAAUUCCCUCUUCAGUGGUGUUUCUCCCAAGACUUGUUUUAUUGGAUACGCAAAACUGGAAAAACCUUAUGAUUCUUCCAAGCAACAUUUAUUCUUUGAAAUCCUUGGCAACUCUGGUGCUUUCUGGCUGUUCAGGUCUACAGAGGUUUCCAGAAGUCAUGGAGGUUAUGAAACGUUUACAAAAGCUUCUUUUAGAUGGAACAUCUAUAGAAGAGUUGCCCCCCUCAAUUGUUCAUCUAAAAGACCUUCAGUUAUUGAGUCUGAGAAAAUGCAAAAACCUCAGGAGUCUUCCAAAUAGCAUUUGCAGUUUGAUAUCCCUUGAAAUCCUCAUUGUCUCUGGCUGUUCAAAACUCAGCAAAUUGCCAGAGGACCUGGGGAGUUUGCGAUUCUUGAUGAAACUUCAAGCUGAUGGAACUGCUAUAACUCAACCACCUCUCUCACUUUUUCAUUUGAGAAACCUUAAAGAGUUAUCCUUUAGGGGUUGUAAAGGAUCAACAUCUAACUCCUGGAUUUUAUCCCUUCUAUUCAGGUUACUGCAUAGAGAAAAUUCAGAAGGGAUUGGUUUGCAGUUGCCUUAUUUGUCAGGAUUAUACUCCUUAAAAUGUCUAGAUCUUAGUGGCUGCAAUCUAACAGAUGGAUCAAUCAAUGACAAUCUUGGCCACUUACGCUUCUUAGAAGAAUUAAACCUUAGCAGAAACAAUUUGGUUACGGUACCUGCGGAGGUGAAUAGACUUUCUAAUCUAAGGGUCCUUUCUGUGAAUCAGUGCAAAAGCCUUCAAGAAAUUUCCGAGUUCCCACCAAGUAUAAAAUUAUUAGAUGCUGGGGAUUGCAUAUCCCUUGAGUCUUUAUCAGUUCUAUCUCCACAGUCGCCACAGUACCUAUCGUCUUCCUCUUGCCUUCGUCCUGUAACUUUCAAACUGCCGAAUUGCUUUGCAUUAGCUCAGGAUAAUGUGGCAACUAUACUGGAGAGACUUCAUCAGAACUUUCUUCCAGAAAUUGAAUACAGUAUUGUUCUUCCUGGAAGUACAAUUCCGGAGUGGUUCCAGCAUUUGAGCAUCGGACCCUCAGUAACGUUAGAGCUGCCUCCAAAUUGGCAUAACAAUGACUUCCUGGGUUUUGCUCUAUGCUCUGUGUUCUCACUUGAGGAGGACGAAAUCAUUCAAGGCCCUGGUCAUCAGAUUUAUUGUAAUUUUGAAUUUAGAGAAGGGCCUUAUUUGAGUAGCUCCAUCUCUUGGACACACAGCGGAGGCAGAGUGGUUGAGACUGAUCACAUGUGGCUGGUGUAUCAACCGAGUGCUCAACUUAUGAUACCAAAGUGCAGUAGCCUCUAUAAAUUCAGGAAGAUUACAGCUUAUUUUAGUCUCUCUGGGGAAUCCCAUGUGAUGAAAAACUGUGGAAUCCAUCUUAUAUACGCCCGAGAUAAGAAAGUGAGCCAUCAAACAUGGUAUACUAGUGCCAAGAGAAGCAGUGAUUGA
This is a messenger RNA of Vitis riparia (riverbank grape), 2196 nucleotides long. Its product is annotated as disease resistance protein RPV1-like. The record is from RefSeq and is a predicted model, not a curated record. Gene Ontology annotation, molecular function: protein binding. Gene Ontology annotation, biological process: signal transduction. The coding region runs from base 1 to 2196 and encodes 731 amino acids. NCBI's taxonomy places the organism in Eukaryota, Viridiplantae, Streptophyta, Magnoliopsida, Vitales, Vitaceae. The transcript has 5 exons.